AUGCAGAUCACGGAAUCAGUUCCUGAACUGUUCACUCCAAUGAGCCCCGAACUGUUGGAGGCUGCAAGGUUGGGCAAUACCAACAUACUCGGAACGAGCUUCCCUGACGUCCAUGUGACGGCCGGAGGGAACUCGAUGCUUCACAUCGCAGCCAACCAGGGACACACCGAUUUCUGCAAAAAAGCCCUCGACCUACAGCCCUUUCUCCUCCGGUUGAAGAACGCACGAGGAGACACUCCAUUGCACGUCGCCGCGAGGGCAGGCCAUCACCAGCUAGUGAAUGACCUCAUCUCUACUGCCUCUGAAAGGAGCGCGCAGGACGACGACGGAGUGCGUUCACUAGUCCAGAUGGCAAACGACGUUGGUAACACUGCCUUGCACGAGGCGGUACAGAACGGCCAUGAACAGGUCGUCGAUGCACUAAUGGCGAAGGCUCCAGGUGUGUCCGCGGUGACCAACAACGUCAAUGGCGUCUCGCCACUCUAUAUGGCGGUGGAAAGCUGGUCAACGUCGAUCGUGCGGCUUUUGCUGGCGGCGGAUGUCGCGUCAUGCGACGGACCCAACGGGCAGACAGCACUGCACGUCGCCGUCCUUAGGAGCUACGUACGUUGUUAUGACUGGUUCAAUCUUCUUCUUGUUGUGCAGUCCUUUAUGGUUCUGCUUCUGAUGACCAAUGGUUCACGGUUCAGUCCGCAGCGCCGUGAUGCUAUCAGAGAUCGUUGGCGGAUGCAACGAGAAAAAGAUCGUAUAAAUGAGACAUUAGUCGCCAACAACAUGUCCGUUAUGGCAGUGCUUGUUGCCACCGUCGCAUUCGCUGCAGCAUUUACUUUGCCAGGAGGCUACAAAAGCGAUGAGAGCAAUGAUCCAGGCAUGCCGAUAUUACUGAAAAGAACUGCUUUCAAAGUGUUUCUGAUAUUUGACACCUUGGCUAUGACAACAUCCUUCCUGGUUCUCGUCCACCUCCUUCAGGUCGGCUUGGGCAGUAAAACAUACAAGAACUGGUUUCUUCCCGAAGCCAGACUGAUGUUGCAGAUCUCACUGCUAGCGUUGAUGGCAGCAUUCGCCAGUGGUUUAUACCCACUCAUUGCGGGUGAAUGCUUCUGGCUCUUCAUCCUCAUUUGUGUUUUCCUUUCCAUUUAUUUCCUGUACUUCCUUAUGGAUCAACCUCUUAUUCUGUAUUGUCCUUUCCAUUUAUCCUAGCUUACUCAUUUAUGCUAAUGUUCUUCGAAUAUCCGGUUAUGUAAUAUUAAUAGACGAUCUGCGGUUCUU
Molecule: messenger RNA, 1269 nt
Organism: Musa acuminata AAA Group (dessert banana)
Lineage: Eukaryota; Viridiplantae; Streptophyta; Magnoliopsida; Zingiberales; Musaceae
Product: ankyrin repeat-containing protein NPR4-like
Exons: 2
Coding region: 1-1200 (399 amino acids)
Cellular component (GO): plasma membrane
Molecular function (GO): protein binding
Source: RefSeq, a predicted model, not a curated record